AGAUAUUGAUAAGUUUAUAAUUAAAUUUAUGCCCAAAUCUAAUAUUCAUCCUAAAUGGUAUCCAGAAGCUGAAGUCUAUUGCGAAGGCAAAUUAAUUUUUAAAAUUGGAUCUACUAAACCUAAAUUAAAUGUUGAUGUAUGGUCAGGUAAUCAUCCUUUCUUUACUGAUUCUCAAAGGAUUAUAGAUACUGAAGUAAAAUAUCAAAUACAUACCCAAUAUAAUAUGCCAACUAUUCAACAAUUAAUUCGAGAAGCAAGAAAAGACAUAAGAAAAAAUAUAAAAUGUCCAGCUUUAAAUGCUUGCCCUCAGAAAAGAGGUGUUUGUACACGUGUAUAUACUAAUACUCCUAAAAAACCUAAUUCAGCAUUAAGAAAAGUUGCUAGAGUAAGACUAACAUCAGGUUAUGAAAUUACAGCUUAUAUACCUGGAAUUGGCCAUAAUUUACAAGAACAUUCUGUUGUAUUAGUCAGAGGAGGAAGGGUUAAAGAUCUUCCUGGUGUUAGAUACCAUAUUGUAAGAGGAGCUUUAGAUUCUGCAGGCGUUAAAAACCGCAAGACUAGUCGUUCUAAAUAUGGAGCCAAGAAAUUGAAAUCUUAGAUUAUGACUUAUAAUUAUUUUAAAUUUUAGGUAUUAAUUAUCAAUAUUAAAUAUUAUGUCAAGAAA
Galdieria sulphuraria is the source of this 664-nucleotide messenger RNA. Its product is annotated as [pt] small subunit ribosomal protein S12. Gene Ontology annotation, molecular function: structural constituent of ribosome. The transcript has 2 exons. Lineage: Eukaryota; Rhodophyta; Bangiophyceae; Galdieriales; Galdieriaceae. Gene Ontology annotation, cellular component: small ribosomal subunit; ribosome. Bases 29 to 598 code for a protein of 189 amino acids. Gene Ontology annotation, biological process: translation. The record is from RefSeq and is a predicted model, not a curated record.